This is a messenger RNA of Coregonus clupeaformis (lake whitefish), 1967 nucleotides long. Its product is annotated as probable E3 ubiquitin-protein ligase HERC3. The record is from RefSeq and is a predicted model, not a curated record. The transcript is spliced from 16 exons. Lineage: Eukaryota; Metazoa; Chordata; Actinopteri; Salmoniformes; Salmonidae. The coding region runs from base 132 to 1967 and encodes 611 amino acids.
GUGUUCAUGACUUUCAGAACGCACUGACUCCCAGGGUGCUGAAUGACGGUCCUCUGUUCCAUCAAGAUUAGCUGAUCAUGGUUAGCUGAUUAUGGAUACGUUUAGGACGCGAUAAUAACAACACAUUGACAAUGUUUUCGUGGGGAGAGAAUACCCGUUAUGGCUUUGGUUUAGUGAAGUCGAAUGAUUUGGUAAAGACGAACACGGACAGUUGCGUAAAUUUCAUAGGCAUGAAAUCUCCAAUUACGCAUCUAUCUGCAGGUAAUACAGUAGUCGCGUUCAUCAGAAAGAAUGGGGAACAAGUGUCUGUCGCUCGAAUGCAAGAGGACAAAGAUGGGAGAAGGAUCACAGGAAAACUGAAGAAUGUGGAGUGCAGGGAGAAGAUGGUGGCUCUGAGUUGCGGAGAUGCCCAUGUUGUUUUACUGUCUGAAGAGGGAAGAGUUUUCUGCCUCGCCCAAUUUUCCAAUGUUCCCAGACGAGUGGGUAACUUGAAUCAGGUAAUUCAAGUUGCAUGUGGAGACCAGCAUUCAAUUGCACUAACCCAAGAUGGUAACGUGUUCACGUGGGGCCAGAACUCCAGCGGACAGCUGGGUUUGGGGAAGGGCAAGCCCAUCACCUUUUCUCCUCAGCCCGUCAUGUCUCUGUCAGGGAUCCCCCUGGCUCAGAUCACCGCUGGGGGAGACCACAGCUUCGCCUUGUCCUUCUCUGGAGCCGUGUUCGGCUGGGGCAAGAACAAUGCCGGACAGCUGGGACUGGGGGACACAAUAGACAGACCUGCUCCAGCUCCUGUUGAUUGCCUGAAUCUAAAGAAGACCAUUGCUGUUUCCUGUGGAGUGGAGCAUACUGCCGUUCUGACAAAGGGAGGUAUAGUGUUCACAUUUGGCUCGGGUCGAUAUGGACAGCUUGGACACAACUCUUUCAGAGAUGAACUACGACCUCGACUGGUGGGCGAACUAUGGGGGGCAAAGGUGACCCAGAUCGCCUGUGGAAGAAACCACACAUUAGCGUUUGUGGGCUCCUUCAAAAAGAUCUACUCAUUUGGGCUUGGAGAGCAAGGGCAGCUGGGAAAUGGAGUCAAGAUGGAUCAGUCUGUGCCUCUGCCAGUACAGCUAUCACAGGACCGCAUUGAUGACCAGCAAAUUGAACAAACCUUUGCUGGAGGAAACCAUUCUUUUGCCUUGUGCAGCUCUGCUCAGGAAUCAGGAAAAGGUUUGAAUGACUCCCGUCUUGAAAAAGUGACUCAGACAUUAGGCAAUGACAUCAUUGACAGAUGGAUAUUGCAAUGUGACUCAAAAUCAUGGACGGAAAUACAGAAGGAAAUCACAAAAACAUUCUCUUCUGCGUCACGUUUAAAUGGGAGCUUCCUGGACAAAAGUCGUGAUAAACAUUACCAAACCUCACUGAAGCACUCUGGCCUGGACUUGUCACUCGCCCGACUGGUUUUUCAAAAGCUUGCAGAAAAGGACAAAGUUCUGGCUGAGGUUAAAGAAGUCGUCCAGCACAUACUCCUUCCCUCCCUGAGUAAGGAUCCCAUUGGGGUGGAGGGUCUGAGGGUGUACCUCAUCAUCCCUGAGCUCCUGAGGGUUCUCCUAAAACAACAACGUGGCAUAGACAUUACUGAGGCCUUCGCUGCAGCCAUCCUCAGACUGAACCCAGACAAGCUCCAGGUCCUUGAGGGCCUAUGGUCGACACUUCCAGACACCUUCUUCAGAACUCUGGUGAAAACAUUCCACUCUGCGUCAGCAGAGGGCUAUGCUGUUAUUAAACAAUUUAAAGGGACUUUAAAGGUUAUGGAGAGGCUGUAUGAAGUCAAUUGCAACAGACGCAUCAAAAUUGCGGCAAGCAAUUUCCACAUCAACAGAGCCAAUAGCUUGCUUCAGAAUAUGCUCAACACAUCUGGAGAUAUUGACUACCUAAUUCUUUCCGAGGAUAGAUUGUUUGACAUAUUCAUUGACAUUGUCGAUUAA